Neohortaea acidophila is the source of this 2482-nucleotide messenger RNA. RefSeq lists its product as uncharacterized. The transcript is spliced from 6 exons. Bases 99 to 2036 code for a protein of 645 amino acids. The record is from RefSeq and is a predicted model, not a curated record. Lineage: Eukaryota; Fungi; Ascomycota; Dothideomycetes; Mycosphaerellales; Teratosphaeriaceae.
GUAUGUAGUCGGAGUAUAGACGACCUGGUCUUACCACACUCCUUAUUAAGUCUUCAUCGGUACAACUGCGAGCUGGUGCACGAGAGCGGAAGCAAGGCAUGGGGAGUGAAAAGCAUGGCUUCGCCGUCGACUCGGCUUCUAGCAAUGUCUGGCCGCCACCGUCCUCCACGUCAACCGUCCAGUGUGGACGGGAGCCCAAGCAUCUUCGACCGCGAGGCAUCCGAGCUCGCAUCUGGUCGAUUCCCAUUGUGAACUGGACCGGGCACCUGUAUGCAUACGCAACGGGAAGUCCUUCGAAUCCCUGGGUAAGAUCGAAAGGGCAGAACAGACGGUCCUGGACUAGAUCAUUGAUCCGUCUGGGCCCACUAUCUGGCAUGCUGGCCUUGCUUUCGGCGGGACUGGCAAUCAUCGCAUCACUUGGCGUACUUGCAGGCUCCAAUGGUUCUCCAGUUGCAACCUGGCCGACUCCACCAUCAACAUUCAUAGCCGUCUUCACCGCGCUGGGGAAUCUGUCGGUGCGUUAUGCUGCUUUCCAGGGCGUCGUUAUCACGUGGUGGCUCAAGGCUUUGCACGGCUCCACCGUAGACAGUUUGCACUAUGACUGGCGUGCAGGCACGAGUAUCCGCGGUGCAAUCACAGCCGGUCGGCGAAUGGGCUGGCUAGGCGUCGCAUGCAUCUGCUCAACCCUGGUGGUGAUUGAUGGCCCGCUCCUGCAACGUGCUUCUACGGUCGUGGAUGCCCCAUUUUCCCAUCGCGUCACCCUGAACACCACAAUGGUGUCCAACCUUCCCAUCGGCUAUUCUGGUUCCUGGAAGACCAUGUCAGGUACUUCUACAUUGCCAUCGUUCAACGAGACAAUGCCAGCUCCGAGCGGCCAUGUUGCUACCAACGUCUAUCUAUCCAGUCCUCCUAAUGCUUUCGAUGGAACAUCCGAUCACUGGACAAAAGACGAUGGAUAUGCCGGAGUCAUUCGUGGAUGCACAGGCGAGUGCACCGCCAAACUCAUAGCUCCCGCCGUAGCAGUGAAAACUUGCGUCACGAGGUCGUCGCCGCGAGAUUACAAUACGCCAUUGCCCGCUCAAGACGAGGUCGGAGUCGACACAUCAGCUGUACCUUGGGAGACCAACGCCUUCAUCGUUGCAACCAUGCUCGUGGUCGAUGGCCCACAGGAACAGAUCAAUACUUUAAUCGGGUAUUCCACCACCAAGGACUGUGUUGGGAACUUUACUUACACCGUUUGUACCCUCGAGUCUGCCGUCGGGGAGUACGAGGUAUCUGUCCGCGGAGACACGACAUACAUCGAAUCGGCCGAGAGCCCCAAGAUUCUUGCCAUCGCGGACGCACCCGUGAUUAAUGAGACCUACCAUGACGGACUCCACUGGUCUACCUUGGGCGGCGUUGCGGACCAGAUGAUACUAUCAUGGGAGGCCUUCCAAACCCUGAUCAACGUCAACGGUACGAUGACCGCGAUAAGGAAUGGGCCAGCGGACGCCGAAGCCUUCAUCACGCCGAGUGCGACCGGGGGUGCCUGUCCAGAUUUCCUCAAUGCGACCAACGCAUAUAUGGCCAGCUUGAAUAAACUCAUGGUGUACUACGGCUUAGCGGCCGCUCAAGGAGUGCGUUGGGGAACCUUCGUCCCGCCCGAGACACACUCCAAAUACCCGACACAUGCGACAACGACAGGAGAAGUUACAGGCGUGCGGAGCGUCUUCCGCACAACAUACGCCUACUUUGCAGGCGCCGUUGUGCUGGAGCUCAUGUGCAUCUGUCUCAUCGCGCCAACAUACUGGGGCUGGUGGAAACUCGGCCGAUCCGUGUCAUUUUCGCCGCUCGAGAUCGCAAAGGGAUUCGAGGCGGCGAUUUUGGCCGACUCGAACUCGAAUGCCACGGCCCGAGACCUGGCUGAUACAUAUCUAGACCAGCCCAUUCGAUACGGAGCGCUGUCCGCGGACGGUAAUGGCGGAAGAUCCAGACUGGCUUUUGCCGGCCCUGAUACGGCGCAUGCGCCAGAGCAGAGAUCCUAUUAUGAUGCAUGAGCUGAUGUAAAGGACGAAUGGGGAUAUACGACGGGAGGAACACUCGGCCGUAAAGGCGACGUGCUUGAUCAUCAAGGGUCGACCGUGCAUUCGUCAGCGAGAUCUCCACUGGACAAGGGGAUUCCGACGCUUUACAGAGAUCUGAAUGCCACGAGAACCUUUCCAUGGCCUUUGUGCACGCAUAACACUGCACAAGGGCGGCGUGUGGUGCCAAAGCCGUGCACAAAGACGGGUGUGGCUUGCUUAAGGUUCGGGAGGCGCAGCCCGAGGGCCGAUCUUCCGAUUUAUUCCAUGCACGACGUCAUCACUCUUUGCAAGUCGGAUGUUUUUGCAGCGUUUCUGUCCGCCGAGGAUGCGAAGAACGGUUGGGGAACCAACCCGAGCUGGGCAUAACUAGGAGAUGUGAAAUGGAAGAUGCCUCGGCUGGCUGCAAUGAAAUCGCGUCG